CUUGGUGGGACCAAGCCCAUAUGAACAGAAUACCAAAUUUAACCUUGGCAGGAUCAAAGGGCAAGGGGACAAAUUGGUCAUGCUAAGGGACUUCAAAUUACAGUUGGAGAAAAGAAGAAGAAGGGAGUUGGAAUUGCAGAAGCGCCCAGCCGAUAAUUUAGAUAGGAAGAUCUGCCAACUUUAUUAUCGGAUUCCUCGGACUAAUAUAUUGGUCUCAUGCUUUGAAGCCAUUUACAUGGGACCUAUGCCCAUUCCUGUUGUCAACCAAGUGGCUGCUUUUGAAGUUACGCUAAUUCUCUUUUUCCUCAAGUUGGGUUUUUUUCCUCUCAACUAUGAGCCGUUACUGUUGAAGCGCAACAGGAGGUACUAUUUUGGAAUGAAGAUGGAUCCAAUACCAGUGAGUGAGUCAGAAAUGAUGCACUACUUGCAAGAACAGUAUGAUCACAGUUGUCAUCAUCAUCGUUAUCAUGGUUUGCACCUUAUAAGUAAUGGGAAUGUGAUGGAUCAUGAUGAGCAUGAUGAUAAUGGUGUGGCUGCUGCUGGGGUUGGAAGUGGUGGUAGUGAGUGCAUAGAGGGUGACAUUUCUGCCGAUCCUGGAAAUCUGUCUGAUAAUCACAAUGGCAUGGCAGUUCCUGGCGCUACUGUAAAUAGUAAUCAGCUCACGCUCUCUUUCCAGGGACGGGUCUAUGUAUUUGAGUCUGUAUCUCCUGAAAAGGUGCAAGCUGUACUUCUUUUGUUAGAUGCCCGUGAAGUGCCGCCGAGCAAUCCAAUGGAUAUAACAACUCAAAAUAAUAGAGGACUAUCUAAUACUCCGCAGAGGUUUAAUGUGCCUCAAAGGUUGGCAUCAUUGAUGAGAUUCCGUGAAAAGCGGAAGGAGAGAAAUUUUGAGAAGAAAAUUCGUUAUACUGUUCGGAAGGAGGUCGCUCUUAGAAUGCAACGAAACAAAGGUCAAUUCACUUCUUCAAAACCCAAUGGUGAUGACUCUUCAGCAACAGCCUCAAAUUGGGAAGAGAAUCAGGGCUGGGGUUUGGAUGGUAGUGGCACUCAAAGUCACGAGACUUCCAGCUGUCGGCAUUGUGGCAUCAGCGAGAAAUCUACUCCAAUGAUGCGCAGGGGACCUGAAGGACCUAGGACACUUUGUAAUGCAUGCGGACUUAUGUGGGCGAAUAGGGGAACUUUAAGGGACCUUUCAAAGGCAGCACCGCCGUUGGUCCAGAAUCAAUCAGUUGAUUGAGGCGAAGAGAAUGAAAAUCUUGAGGCUCACAGAUGGUUCCUGGAGGCAUAGGGAAUGGUGAUGAUACGUCAUGAUCAAUUUGUGCUACUCCAAGGAGAAUAUUUUGUAUAGUAGUUUGAUUUAGACCAGUAGAUGAUCAUUUCGUCAUAGAGGGUCUCCUUCAUAACUUCACUUAACGUGCCCUGGAGUUCUUACCCUUGGCAUCAACUAAGAGCCGGAUUUGUGGACUGACUAUAUAACUGUAUCCCCAUUUAGUUUUGAUAUAUGACGCAUUGUUUACACAAAACACAUAUCUCAGUGUCAACCACCAGACUAUUAAUAGAAGUUCAAUCAAUAUUAGUAUGAGGAUUAAAUAAUACACAGUCGAUGGUGAUUGGUUCAAUGAGUAUCUUUAACUUACCUGGACCUGGAGCAGGUGUUUUUACACCAAAUUGAUGAAUACAAGACAUUUGUUUUUAUACAUAUUUAUCAUUUAACCAUGAUUAUGUUAUAUCUAUUUUCACUUUAAUUUUUGUUCAUUACGGUUAAAUUGUUUCAAUUGGUGUAAUUGUUAUGGUUAAAUUGUAUCAGUUGAUGUAAAUGUCGGUGCGAAUAAAAUUUUACUCUUUGUGCAUGGCGUACAUUGCUGAUACAAACACAUAUUAUGAGUA
Messenger RNA from Lycium barbarum (goji berry), 1884 nucleotides. RefSeq names its product GATA transcription factor 24. Bases 80 to 1234 code for a protein of 384 amino acids. Lineage: Eukaryota; Viridiplantae; Streptophyta; Magnoliopsida; Solanales; Solanaceae. The record is from RefSeq and is a predicted model, not a curated record. Gene Ontology annotation, biological process: regulation of DNA-templated transcription. The transcript has 9 exons. Gene Ontology annotation, molecular function: sequence-specific DNA binding; zinc ion binding; protein binding.